CGGCAGAAAGACCAAGGGACAGGAGGAGGCAGAGGGUGUGAAGUCAGGCCUCUCAGGGGCAAGAAGGAAAGCAUCCAAAGCCAGCUGGUCUGGCUUUGAAGUACAAAAGAGAGAACGAGUGAUACAAAGAAGAGAGACCGAAAGAUAAAGAGAGGAAAUAUAUAGAUAUAGAAAGUGAAUCCUUGCAGGAAAAAACCUGAAGACCCUUUACAGCAGGUUCUGUGAAGGCAUUCGUGCAACAACUCAAACAGGACAUUUUUCCCAAGGAGGAGAAAUCUGCAGGAAGCUUAACGCGAGUGAGGGAAGCAUUGAAGGCUAAAAGAAGAGACAGACAGACAGACAGACAGACAGACAGGAGCUGGAUAUUCUUGGUCCGAUAAAGAGGUUAUCACUACUUUGAUAGUUGGAUUGUGGUGUGGUCACGAAAACGACAGAGCCAGAGAGAGAGAAGAGAGAGUGUUGUACAAUGUGCUAGGAGAUAAGGAAGAAGACGAGCUCGGUAGUUUUUCUGAUAUUCUUGAGGUGUCAGAGAGACCGAACAGAACGCAGAGAUGGGACGGAAGAAGAUACAGAUCACCAGGAUCAUGGAUGAGAGGAACAGGCAGGUUACCUUCACGAAGAGGAAGUUUGGGCUAAUGAAGAAGGCCUAUGAGCUCAGCGUUCUAUGUGACUGUGAGAUAGCCCUGAUCAUAUUCAACAGCUCAAACAAACUGUUUCAGUAUGCGAGCACAGACAUGGACAAGGUCCUGCUCAAAUACACUGAGUACAACGAGCCCCACGAGAGCAGAACUAACUCUGACAUUGUCGAGAAAUUAAGAAACAAAGGCCAUAAUGACCUGUGUGCCAGUCCUGAUCCAGAUGACUGUUUUGGGCACAGCCCCCUCAUGGACGACCGUUUCGGCAAACUAAGCGAAGAGAGUGAUUUAAUGUACAAGCGCUGUGGUCCCACAGCGCUGCCCCAGCAGAACUUCUCCAUGCAUGUGGCAGUGCCAGUCUCCAACCAGAACACCAUGUCCUACAACCCAGGAGGCUCCAUGAGCAGCCAGGCCCAGGCAGCAGCCUCUCUGAGCGACAGUGGGAUGCUCUCUCCCGCUCAGGCCUCCUUACACAGGAAUGUGGGCUCCAGUGGGGGCCAGCAGAGGCCCCCUAGUCAAGGCAAUGCAGGGAACGGCUUUGUCAACCCUAGGGGCUCUCCGGGACUCCUGGGCGCAACCAGCGGGAACGGCCUGGGGAAAGUCAUGCCCACCAAGUCUCCACCGCCCCCUGGAGGGAACAUGGGGAUGGGCAACCGCAAGCCAGACCUGAGAGUGCUGAUCCCCCCGUCCAGCAAAGGCAUGAUGCCCCCACUGUCGGAGGAGGAGGAAAUAGAUUUGAACACCCACAGGAUAAGCAGCUCCCAGUCCCAGCUACUCGCCACCCCAGUAGUGUCUGUCACCACCCCCAGUCUGCCCCCCCAAGGCCUGGUCUACUCAGGCAUGCCCACCGGCUACAACACCGAGUACUCCCUGAGCAGUGCAGAGAUCUCCUCCCUACAGGGCUUCGGCUCUCCAGGGCUCUCUUUGGGCUCCAUGUCGGCAUGGCAACAACAUCAACUGGGCCAGGCAGCUCUCAGCUCUUUGGUGGGUGGUGGUCACCUACCUCAGGGCUCCAACCUCUCUAUCAACACCAGCCAGAACAUCAACAUCAAGUCAGAGCCCAUCUCCCCACCGCGGGAGCGCGUCACCUCCUCUUGCUUCCCCCAGCAACAACAGCAACAGCAGCAGCAGCAGCAGGCGUCCAGCCGGCAGGACCUGGGCCGCUCGCCUGUGGACAGCCUCAGCUCCUCCUGCAGCUCGUACGAUGGCAGCGACCGCGAAGACCACCGGCCGGACUUCCACUCCUCGUCCAUGGGGCUGGGCAGACCCCCAGCCGGAACCGAGGACAACAGGGAGAGCCCCUCUGUCAAGCGCAUGCGCAUGGACACCUGGGUGACAUAGAGUCACUCAGUCAGGCCUCCAGUCACCAGCUAGUCAGACGGAGGGAGGGAGGGGGUAGACUUGGGGGAGAGAUGGAUGGGGUAGGAAAGGUCCUUAUAGUUAUCAUUAUAAUAUUAUUAUUUAACUCCAUUUCAUUUUGUAAGAAGGAGAAUGGCAAAUAAAUUAAAUACGUCUCACAUUAAUAAGAAAAACAAUCAAGUAGUUGGACUGAAUUAUGUACACAAACAGAUGUUAUCAGGUACUGGGUGCGAAUUAGAUGUUUGCAGGAGUCUGAUGUUCAAAGAAAAAAAAAGAAGAAAAAACCGAAUCUAGAUUAUUGUAGUCACUGGUCUAGUCUGGCACUUGUAGUUGCUGUUUUUGCUGUUGUGGUUGCAAGUUACAAACAAUCCAAAAAGUCAAGAGUGUUGCCUGCUGGCUGAGGGCCCCUGCUUGUGGCGUCCACUGUUAGAGCUCAUGUUUCACUACAUGGUGUAACCUCAUACGACUUUAAUCUCAUACAACUUUGUCUCAAUUUGUCUCUUCUAUGAACUUAUUAAAUCAGUAGAUGUGGAAUCAAAUUUGAAAACAAUUUGGACCUCAGAGACUAAAAAGAGUUGUAUUUCAUUUGAAAGAGGUUUCCCUUGUGUGGUUAUAGACAGGAAAAGCUAUCCUGUAUGGGAAGGACAUGGCUCAGAGUCAUGUGUUUAGUUCUAAAAUAAAUAGGAAAAAGUAUAUUGCAAUAAUAACAUUAAUUUUAUAAUCUGAUAUAUGGGACAUUAACAUUAUGGGAAAUUGUCCAGUUGAACUGGUAACAUGGUAAUAGCAAGGCAUCUUCUCAUUGCUCCAACAAUUCAUUGGUAAUGUAAGCCAAAGCUGUACUGUACGUUUCUUUCUGUUAUUUGUAGCUAUGUUUUCCUAGCAAUUCUCUCAAACAAUUGUUCAUUUUAGUUUUGUUUUUACUGUGCUUUGUUACAAACAUUAUAAAGACAUGCAAGCCAGAUCUUGAAUCAAUAUCUCAAGCCAUGAACACUUGCUGUUCUGUUUGUUAAAUUAAACAUUUGAGCCAAACACUUUCUUUUGUUAUGUAAAUAGCAACUUUAAUAUAUAUAUAUAUCACCUUGGUGUAAGUACGUAUGUAUUGUACCAUCACCAGAUUCAAGAAAAAGGUAUAUUUUUGUGGAUUACUGCCAUGUUUACAGGGCGAGAUCCUUAUUAAGUAGAUUAUUCACUGGUUAAUAUUUACUAUUUUGUUAAUUAUACUGUACUUUCUUCAAAAUUGAAUUACUACCAUUAUAGUCAGUGAUUUUCUUUUCAGAGAGUAGUUUUUUGGGUUGUUUUCCCUUUAAUAGUGUUGAAUGUCUGUCCUUAAGAAAUUGUAAUAACAGUGAUGUAAGGUUAAAGUUCCACUAUAUCUUAUGUUGUGAAGGAUAAUCUCAACGCUGAGGAAAAUAUGGUUUAGGGUUAGGCUAUUUACCUGUAGCUGCUGAAUACACUGUCAACUUUCAAACCCAAGGUCCCAUCUCAGCAUUGAAAAACCAUCCAUUGUGAUUGUGCUUUGCUCGAUUGAAAGACAUGCCAUUUCAUGAACCAUGCCAAUAAACCUAUUUGGGUCGCUCCACGAAAAGAGUGCCUUUUGCGUCACUUUGAUAUUUGAAGUAGAAAUUGUGCACCAAUAUUGCAUUUUAAAAGCCUGUUAUGUUAAAUUAAGUGCACUUUAAUAUACACUGAGUGUACAAAACAUUAAGAACACCUUCAUAAUAUUGAGUUGCACCCCCUCUCCCCUUUUGCCCUCAGAACUGCCUCAAUUUGUCAGGGCAUGGACUCCAGAGGGAUGCUGGCCCAUGUUGACUCUAAUGCUUCCCACAUUUGUGUCAUGUUGGCUGGAUGUCCUUUGAGUGGUGGACCAUUCUUGAUACACACAGAAAACUGUUGAGCGUGAAAAACCCAGCAGAGUUGCAGUUCUUGACACAAACCUGUGCGCCUGGCACAUACUACCAUACCCCGUUUAAAGGCACUUAAAUCUUUUGUUUUACCCAUUCACCCGCUGAAUGGCAAUGAUACACAAUCCAUGUCUCAAUUGUCUCAAAAUCUGCAUGUCUGUCUCUAUUGUCUCAAAAGCUGCAUGUCCCGUGUCACUUCAAGGAAGAUUUUAACCCAUUUAAUCCCAAAAUCUGCAUGUCCCGUGUCACUUCAAGGAAGAUUUUAACCCAUUUAAUCCCAAAAUCUGCAUGUCCCGUGUCACUUCAAGGAAGAUUUUAACCCAUUUAAUCCCAAAAUCUGCAUGUCCCGUGUCACUUCAAGGAAGAUUUUAACCCACUUAAUCCCAAAAUCUGCAUGUCCCGUGUCACUUCAAGGAAGAUUUUAACCCAUUUAAUCCCAAAAUCUGCAUGUCCCGUGUCACUUCAAGGAAGAUUUUAACCCACUUCCAUCGCAAAAUCUCUCCAAGUUUCACCAUCAUUGUAAAGCCCUAGUUAUUUCAUUGCUUUGACAAAGUCAUUCCUGGAGAUGAUUUAUUUCAUGUGAUAAUGAUUCAUUUACUACAUUCCUUUAAGGUCAACCCAGUUACGGGAACUGAAUAUGGUGAAACUAUUAUUUUUUAAAUAUAUAAUUUUUCAAAAUAAAUAUUGGUCGAAUCAUACAGUAAAAGCAGGUGAGCUGGUUCUACUCUUUUUGGCAAUUAUCUGGUGUUUGGUGGUGGAAAACUGAGUGGGUUGAGCAUUAUACGUCAACCUUGUUACUCAUAGAUAGACAGGCUAGAAUUAUUAUUUUAUUUUUUAAAUGUGUGUGCUUGCAUUCAAUUGCCACUCUCUGUUGCACACAACAAGCUUCCAUUCCCCCUGUCACGAGGGGAUUUAUGGCUGAUUAGUUUUUAGUUUUAUUCAGAUUGUUCAGGGUUGCUGCAGGACCCUCAGCACCCGUAUUUCCCACACUUCAUUUUUUUAUUUAACAUCUUGAGAUGGGAAAACUAGUUUAUGAAGUUGAACAUAUGCUCUUUAUGACAGAAUGUAAAAAGUAGGUGGAAUCAAUUUUUUUUUUACCAAGUUAAUACUUCUCAAAAGGCACCGAAUUGGUGGAACGACCCAUUUAUGGUUAAUUAAAUGAUCCAUUGAUGGAUCACUCUCUGGUGAAAAUGUUCACACUUAUGAGUAAAUUAACUUGCAAACGUUGUAAAUAGCAUAGCCUAAAUGUAAUCCUCAGUCAUGAUUAUGUAUAAAAUGAAUCCGUUUUAUAAAUUGGCACAGCAAAAUACCCUAUGUUUGAGGCCCAUCACUAGUAGGAAAUGAACAACCCUGAAAUCAUGAUCCCAUGAGUGUGUAGUACUGGUGAGUGGCAGCAGCCAUUUUCUGUUUCACUGUUGUAUAUUUGGCUGUGUGGGCAUAUCAGACCAUGCAAGCCUGUACGUCAUUGUCUGUUACAUGUGGCCUUGGCUUGCAUUAUACCCCAUCCUCACAGUGGUAAAGUGUCAGACAAUUCAGCAGCUAAUACAUACUAGAGACAAUGCAACAGAAUAGACUUGAUCCGACACUGCUGGAUUGCACACAUUUGUAUGAGAAGUUUGCUGUACAAAAGGAGUAUCUCUUUACAUUUGCUAUAUUUUCCCUUGUGUGUUUCUCCUCCACGCCUGUCUCCGCCCCUUCAUUUGAUCCAUAGCAGUUGGCAAUAAGCCAAUAGUGAUCUAUGCAGUUUCCAACUCAUACUCUGCCCAGAUGCAGACCCUUAAAAAAUGUCACUUAAAGGGUCCAAUCUACUAUUAAAUGUUAUUGCAUGUCCCAUAGAGUCGGGGAGCUGGAUAACCAGUUGCACAUAACAUUUUAUCAAUGUCUACCUUUUUGAACAAAUGAUUUUCCUCAGUCUUGAUAAAUUCUGAAUUAUUUUAGACAUGCAUAAGAAACACAGCAUAACUGAUUUAAUAUCCAUUUGAACACAUGUCAGGUUACAGAACAGCAAUAAUACCAUUACACUAUUCCAACAAGACUUUAGCAGUCUUUUUUUCUUCAUUACAAAUGACAUGCACACUUUAGCACUUGAUAGGACAUCAGGGAAUUUUUCUAGCUUCACUCUUUAUAUGCACGGUUAGAAAAUAGCCUUAUCCCAAAGAAUGACUCAUGUUAUACAUCAAGAAAAGCCUCACAUAGCUCCAAACUAACGCCGCUAACAUACAUUACAGAACAUAGAGACUGGUUCGUCUUUCCCACUCUGCCCUCCCGUGAAGUAAGAUUCACACAAGGAAUGUGUAUAGAGAACGUAAAGUGAUACACUUGCUCUUUUGGUCUAUGUGCUGUGUAAAAACCUGCACAACUAUUGAAUGUGAAAGAACAGGAUUAUAUCAGACAACGGAACUUUGUUGAAAGAGCGUUCUUCACUUUGCUGUGCAAGAGUACACUGCUUUGCUGUAUGGCUUUUAUAAACAGAACUAUGUAUUUGGUAAUUGUUUGUAGUUAAUAGUUCACUUCAAGAAGCUGUUUGCGGUUUGGAUGCUCAAACCGUUUGGCGGCACAAGCUGGACUUUGUUGCCAUGAAUGAAACAAAAUCAAGAGAGAAUUUUAAGUUGAUCUGCAUUUUAUUUCCCUUGAAUGUGUUGUUUUAUCUUCAUUAUACAAUAAAUAUUGUAGUGAACUUUU
Molecule: messenger RNA, 6577 nt
Organism: Oncorhynchus nerka (sockeye salmon)
Lineage: Eukaryota; Metazoa; Chordata; Actinopteri; Salmoniformes; Salmonidae
Product: myocyte-specific enhancer factor 2A
Exons: 11
Coding region: 552-1976 (474 amino acids)
Biological process (GO): positive regulation of transcription by RNA polymerase II; cell differentiation
Molecular function (GO): RNA polymerase II cis-regulatory region sequence-specific DNA binding; DNA-binding transcription factor activity, RNA polymerase II-specific; protein dimerization activity
Source: RefSeq, a predicted model, not a curated record